Molecule: messenger RNA, 1987 nt
Organism: Cyprinodon variegatus (sheepshead minnow)
Lineage: Eukaryota; Metazoa; Chordata; Actinopteri; Cyprinodontiformes; Cyprinodontidae
Product: interferon-induced protein 44-like
Exons: 7
Coding region: 474-1826 (450 amino acids)
Source: RefSeq, a predicted model, not a curated record
GGCGGAGCGAGACAUGCAUCUGGCUGUUGUCAGGUUAUGAACCAACACCUGUCAGCAGGUGCAGAAGUCUAACUGAGCUGAACUCAGGGUAACAAAACAGUUUUUUAAACAUUUUAACAAAACCAAAAAGUAUUUUUGAAUUGAACUGAAGUUUAUUUUCACCCUCUACCUCCAUUAUAUCUCCUUUGUGUAAGAAAAUGAUCAUAUGGCUAUCAAAGACCUUAAAGCCUGUUUACUUUUUUGUCAUUUAUCUGUUUCUUUUUGGAGAACACUACAUCAUCAGUAAAGGGUGGUGUAAUAUUUUCAUGACUACUUUCCUUUUAUGGCAACUAAGACACAUGUAUAGGGAAGUUGGAGACAAUGUAAGUUUCAUUUCUCCAGCAGCUUUUACGUUAAGGCUUUGAGACUCACGAUCUAUCAGGAUAUAAAGUCUGAACUUGAAAUUCAGCUUUACAUUAAGAUCAGCAGCUCAGAUGUCUACUCUGAACUCACAGCUCUCCAGGGACCAGCAGAGAACCAUCUGCUCUCUGCUGGGAAGAGUCAAACUGAAUCUUCUCUACAAGGCCACCGUCCACGGCUUUACUGGUGCCGCCUUCCACCAGCGAUGUGACAAUCAGUCACCCACUGUGUCUGUGGGCUACAACGCUUCUGGUUAUGUGUUUGGAGGCUACACCAGUCAGUCUUUUAGUCAGUCUGGACAGUAUGUUAGUGAUGGCCGGGCUUUUCUUUUUAGUUUUACUGGUGGAAUAAUAAAAAAACAUCCAGUUUUUAAUGCUCCUUAUGCCGUCAGAAUGAUUGGCAACUCUGGUCCUACUUUUGGUAAUACCCUAGCUCUUAUGAAUGGAAACAGACCAGUGAUAUACAGCAACCCAGGAGCUCAGUACAACUUCAAUGCUGCAGAAAUGCAUGGAAAUGACCUGAACCUGACUGAAUGUGAAGUUUACCAGGUGGUUGAUGACUUAGAAUCUACUGAACCUGAGAAGCCAUGGAGGACUGUCAUCUGGGAAUCUGGGAAUAAAAAGGAGAUGAUGGAGAGCAUCCAAACCUACAAGCCCACAAUCUAUUCUGUGUCCCAGGCUCGAGUUUUACUCAUUGGACAAGUAGGAGCUGGAAAGUCCAGCUUCUUCAACUCCAUAAACUCUGUAUUCAGAGGUCAUGUCACCUGCCAGGCCAUCUCUGGUUGUUCCCCCACCAGUCUCACUACUCAGUUUCGAACCUACUCUCUGAAAGCAGGACGAGAAGGCAAACCUCUGCCAAUCGUCCUGUGUGAUACCAUGGGGCUCGAAUACAGCAUAGGGGCGGGGAUUGAUAAUGAGGACAUCAUCAGCAUUCUUGAGGGACAUAUGCCAGAUCGUUACCAGUUUAAUCCUGCUGCUCCUCUGCAUGAUGACGCUCAUGGCUAUCGCAAGUCUCCAGGCCUCAAUGACAAGAUCCACUGUGUGGCCUAUGUCAUUGAUGCCUGCAAGGUCUCUGUUAUGCCCACACGGUUUGUGGAGAAGCUGAAAGCUAUCCGCAGCAAGGCAAACCUGUUGGGCCUUCCUCAGCUGGUGCUGCUUACUAAAGUAGAUGAAGCUUGUCCUUUAGUGAAAAAGAAUCUGAGAAACAUCUACUGGAGUGAAUACAUCAAGAAAAUAGUGCAGGACAUCAGUGCUAAGGUGGGCGUGCCAAUGUCCUGCGUUGUUCCAGUGAAGAACUACAGCGAUGAGUUGGAGCUGGACUUGAACUGUGACAUCCUGCUGCUUAGCGCUGUCAUCCAGAUGCUUCGCUUUGUUGAUAACUACUUUGAUGAGCUUAGUGACCAACUGAGCAGUGUUGAGUUAAAAUAAAAAUCUGUAUAAAGAAAACCCCUGAAAUAAUUGAAAGAAGAAAAAUAUAAUGGCAACAAAAAAGAAAGGGGGUCAAUACUUUUUCACUGCAUUGAGUCUUAAUAAAGGAAAAUAUUUUGUCCCAUGAUAUUGUCACAUUUGUGUCUUAAAGUAUAACUGCU